This is a messenger RNA of Fragaria vesca subsp. vesca, 794 nucleotides long. Its product is annotated as 17.5 kDa class I heat shock protein-like. The transcript has a single exon. The record is from RefSeq and is a predicted model, not a curated record. Gene Ontology annotation, biological process: protein folding; response to hydrogen peroxide; response to heat. NCBI's taxonomy places the organism in Eukaryota, Viridiplantae, Streptophyta, Magnoliopsida, Rosales, Rosaceae. Bases 64 to 540 code for a protein of 158 amino acids.
AAAUUUUCCAAAGCAAUCACAAGUCACAAACUUACGUACAAACUUAAACUCAUAAUAUUCAAAAUGUCUCUUAUUCCGGGAAGCUUUUUCGGCAACGAUCGACGGAGCAACAUCUUCGACCCGUUCUCGCUCGACAUCUGGGACCCGUUUCAGGACUUCCCCUUGACCACCUCUCGCUCGGCUCCACGCUCCGAAACGGCGGCAGUGGCGAACACGCGCAUCGACUGGAAGGAGACGCCGGAGGCGCACGUGUUCAAGGCGGACCUGCCGGGGCUGAAGAAGGAGGAGGUGAAGGUGGAGGUAGAGGAAGGGAAGGUGCUGCAGAUCAGCGGCGAGAGGAAAGUGGAGAAGGAGGACAAGAGUGACAAGUGGCAUAGGGUGGAGAGGAGCAGCGGCAAGUUCUUGAGGAGGUUCAGGCUGCCGGAGAAUGCGAAGGUGGGGGAGGUGAAGGCGGCGAUGAAGAACGGGGUGCUUACUGUCACUGUGCCAAAACAAGAGGUGAAGAAGCCUGAUGUGAAGGCUAUUCAGAUUUCUGACUAGAGGACCAAGAUGAGUGCAUGGCCUUUUCAGAAUCGGGGUAAUGGUUGUGGAAUAAAGGGAUGUUUCUAAGAGGUCAUGUAAUGGAAUUUGCUUCUAUACGAUCGAUGUAAUGCUUACUUUGUGUUGGGUUUUGGUCGUAUGGAUUUUGAAUGCAUAAUGUAGUUAAUCUGAAGCUAAUAAAAUUCCUGGUUCAGUUCUUUUACAAAUGUAAUUGUUUCAACCAGAAAUAACCUAAGUGGCUGAGUUACAGGUUG